AAGUCACGUGACUCCUCUAGGAAGUAUCUCUUGACACAAAUAUCGAACGAUGCAAUCAUUCAUCGAACUCGGCUGUGUAGGUAACAGGAGCUGUUCUGUGCUGUGCCAGAGAAUGUUGAAGGUUGUGUGGGCAGCCCUGCUGCUCAUGGCGAAUGUGUGUGUACAGAGAGUCCAAGCCAAUGAGAGCCAGGAGGCCAAGGGAGCACCGAAGCUGGGCCAUGUGUCAGUGGUCAUCGUCGGAGCCACGGGUGACCUGGCUAAGAAGUACCUGUGGCAGGGCUUCUUCCACCUGUAUGCCAACCAGGUGAGUAGUGGCUACACCUUCUCCUUUUAUGGCGGGGGCCUGUCGCCGAAGGACAAGGCUGCGCCAAUCCUGUUUGAGGCACUAAAGAGAGUGAGCUGUCCCCGGGAUCUGUCGGAGGAGCGCUGUGCCCUGGUUAAAGAGCAGUUCCUGAAGCUGGCCGAGUAUCGGCAGCUGAAGACCGUAGAGGACUACCAGGCCCUGGGCAAGCACCUGUCCGAGCACCCCAAAGGGGAGGGCAUCGCGGAGGCAGGCCGGCUAUUCUACCUUUCGGUGCCGGCCUUUGCUUAUGCAGAUGUCGCUGAGAAGAUCAACGCCAGCUGCAGGCCGGCUGAAGGGGUGUGGUUGAGGGUGGUGCUGGAGAAGCCGUUUGGCCAUGAUUUCAGUAGUGCCCAGCUACUGUCUGCUCAGCUGGCAUCCUCCCUCAGGGAUGAGGAGAUGUACAGGAUCGACCACUAUUUAGGCAAGCAGGUUGUUUCUAAGAUUUUGCCAUUCAGAAGGGAGAACAGCAAGCAUCUGGAUCCUAUCUGGAACAAGCAUCACAUUGAGAGAGUAGAGAUUGUACUGAAGGAGACCCUGGAUGCAAAAGGCCGCAUUCCCUUCUAUGACCAGUAUGGUGUGAUCAGAGACGUGAUUCAGAACCACCUGACCGAGGUCCUGACCCUGCUGACCAUGGGGCUCCCAGCCAACCUUAGCGAUGCUAAGGAGGUUCUCAAGAACAAGCUGAAGAUCUUCAGUGCCUUGGAGCACCUGGAGAGUCACUGCGCUGUCAUCGGACAGUACAAGUCCUACAAUGAAGAGGUAGAGCAAGAACUGAACAAGACAAAGGGUCACUACAGUCUCACUCCCACCUUCGCUGGUAUCAUGGUGUAUAUUAACAUGGCCCAGUACGAGGGGAUGCCAAUCAUCCUGACCUCGGGGAAGAUGCUGGAUGAGCGUUUGGGCUAUGCUCGCAUUUUGUUCAAGAAUGACAUCUUCUGUGUCCAGAAACACGACAGCGUCCACUGCAAGCCCAAGCAGAUCAUCUUCUACUUCGGCCACGGCGCCCUGCAGUACCCAGCCAUUCUUGUGAGUAAGAACCUGUUCAAGCCGGACCUGAUGGACACAGAGUGGAAAGAAGUGACAGAACAAAAAGACAUUAACGUUUUAGGGAUGCCGAUCUCCAACUACUACAUCCUGACACCAAUGGUGCAGAGGGAGGCUUACGCGGAGCUCAUUUCGCAAAUCUUCCAGGGCCGGAAGGACAGCUUCAUCAGUGCCGAGAACUUGCUGGCCUCUUGGGGUUUCUGGACACCUCUCCUGCACAGCCUGGCCAAAGCGCCCCCCCGGAUCUACCCUGGCGGUGUGGAAAACGGCAACAUGCUGGACUUUAAACUGUUGGGACGAAAGGUGACAUUCGCUAACGACGCGUUGGUCUUCAUCAACCAGGAUUUCACGGGCGGGUCUGGGGGGCAGAGCUUCCAGGUGAUGCAGGGUAAGUACCGCAACAACGACAUGGUAUCCGCCUGGUCCGAGGAGCUCAUCGUCAGGCUGGCCGACGACCUGCAAGCCGCGGCGGAGAAAGCGGUAAGGGAAAGUGGUCGCUUCCACCUGGCCCUGUCUGGGGGCUCCAGCCCCUUAGCUCUUUUCCAGCGGCUGGCGCAACACCAGUACACUUUCCCCUGGAGGGACACCCACGUGUGGAUGGUGGACGAGCGAUGCGUGCCUCUCACGGAGCUGGACUCCAAUUUCCGCACCGUGCAUGACCACCUGCUCCAGCACGUGAAGAUGCCCUACUUCAACAUCCACCCCAUGCCGGUGCAGAUGAACCAGCGGUUGUGUGUGGAGGAGGACGGUGGGGCGCUGCUCUACGAGCGAGAGAUCAGCCAGCUGGUGAACGGCUCCAGGUUCCACUUUGUCCUGCUGGGAGUUGGCCACGAUGGGCACACCGCCUCCCUGUUCCCGGGCAGCAAGCUGGAAGCCCACGGGAACAGUUUGGUAGCCCUCACCGAGAGUCCGGCCAAGCCUCACCAGCGCAUGAGCCUCACCCUCAGGGCUAUCAACCGGGCCCAGAAAGUUGCCAUCCUGACGAUGGGCAAGAGCAAACAUGAGCUGAUCACCCAACUUAGCCGAGUCAAGGACAAACCAAACAGCUGGCCCGUCACCGGGAUCCAUCCGACCAGCGGCACUCUAGUCUGGUAUAUAGACUACGAUGCUCUUUUAGGAUAGGGAGGGACUGCUUUUAGGUCUACGCUACUGCAGCAAAGAAGUUAUUUAGUAUUUUUACAUGGAAAUAAAAUGAUUUGCUGCAAUUUUA
Messenger RNA from Esox lucius (northern pike), 2597 nucleotides. RefSeq names its product hexose-6-phosphate dehydrogenase (glucose 1-dehydrogenase) (gene h6pd). The record is from RefSeq and is a predicted model, not a curated record. The transcript is spliced from 5 exons. Gene Ontology annotation, biological process: pentose-phosphate shunt, oxidative branch; glucose metabolic process; pentose-phosphate shunt. Gene Ontology annotation, cellular component: endoplasmic reticulum. Bases 50 to 2509 code for a protein of 819 amino acids. Gene Ontology annotation, molecular function: NADP binding; 6-phosphogluconolactonase activity; glucose-6-phosphate dehydrogenase activity. NCBI's taxonomy places the organism in Eukaryota, Metazoa, Chordata, Actinopteri, Esociformes, Esocidae.